AUGGAUCGCAACAGACUCAACAGCAUUGGCUUCAAACAAUACAGAUAUAAUGGCAACUACUCGCGUGAGCAGAUUGAAGACAUCGCUCAGAAGUACAGCAACGCCUUCUACAACAGAGGAGUCAAUCCAAACACUAGAGUCGAAGUCGUCCUGAGAUAUCCAGGCAAUCAGUUCAGAUCAGGUAGAUUCACAAAGGUAGGUGAGCGCAUUGACAUGUUCCAUCCACAUGACUACGACGGUGCACCGAUAGACGAACCUGACACAUUCCAAUCAUUCAGCAUAUUCGUACAGAAGGCUAAUCCCAAAGCAGGAGGAUGUAACAGUGAAUGGAACAACUGUCUAUAUCACUGUAUCAAGGAGUGUUAUCCAGACAUUAUCAUCACUUGCAAUGCACCUCUUCGACUGAAGAAGUUCCUUAACAUUGAUGCCAAGGCCCCUGUCGCAAUCAACAUGCUCGCAAAUGUCGAGGACAAGUUCAAGACACAUACCAACUCAAAGGUGUUGCAAUCAAGAAGCAGGAUAGAGUGA
This is a messenger RNA of Acytostelium subglobosum LB1, 528 nucleotides long. RefSeq lists its product as hypothetical. The record is from RefSeq and is a predicted model, not a curated record. NCBI's taxonomy places the organism in Eukaryota, Evosea, Eumycetozoa, Acytosteliales, Acytosteliaceae. The transcript is spliced from 2 exons. The coding region runs from base 1 to 528 and encodes 175 amino acids.